This is a messenger RNA of Pseudovirgaria hyperparasitica, 985 nucleotides long. RefSeq lists its product as uncharacterized. The record is from RefSeq and is a predicted model, not a curated record. Lineage: Eukaryota; Fungi; Ascomycota; Dothideomycetes; Acrospermales; Acrospermaceae. The transcript has 3 exons. Bases 317 to 880 code for a protein of 187 amino acids.
CGGUGUUCCUUGUCCUGUUAACUGCCACAUUGCGGCAAUCUCUGCCCCUGCAACUUACUUGUUGUCACCCAAACAAGCCCUAGUGGACUGUGCGUGCUGAGCCCCGUCCCCAUGACUAUAUAUUUCGCGAAUACCCUCCCUGAUCCUCUCUUUCCCUUUCUCUUCAGCACAAAGCUCAAGGAAUUUCUCAUAGCAAGCUCAACUCUAGCUCCGACGACUCGACAAUUUCCUCUCUCGAUAAACACCAUUACCUCUCCCUUCUAUCUUUACAUCUCAACUCUUUUGCGACUUGCGAGCUAUCACUGUCUCUCUAGGCAUGGGGCCUAUGCAGCUGCGUCAAUACACAGAGCUUCCUUCUCACCUCUCGCCUCUUCACUUCUACAGCAAGCUUUACAGCUCCUCAAUUUCUCGCGUUUGCCUCAACAUCAGUAUGGUCUCGUGUUGCCAGUCUAUUCGGGUUCUGAAUGAGCUUAAGACGACUUUCCCCCGGCUGAGUCCGGUUCGCGAGCCUGAUCCUGUUCCUGACCUUGCGAUCGAUCUUACCGUCAGUCGACCUAUGGUGGCUGAAUAUCACAUAAAGACCAUUCCACUACUUAAUCAUUUCGAAACUCCGGCGAAUCUGCCACAUACUCAACAUAGACCCUCAACUUUCAUCAACCAAUCGACUGGACCUCUGACAACCUUACUAUAUGACCACUACCUAAACGCCACCUCUAUGCAUCCUACCGAAUAUAGUUCCUAUGAUGCUGGUCGUGGUUGUGUGGCUGGGGUGUCAUGUCCAGUUUCUACGGGUUGGGUCUCUAAUGACAACUCCGACAGCUUUUGCUUCACACAUGAUGGGGGUAGUCCUGAGCCAAGCAGGGCCCUAUCGACGCUAUGAUGUCAAGGAGACCUGACCCCUCUCUCUCUCUCUCUCUCGAUCUCUGACGGGCCCCUUGCGGGUCCAUCUGCUGCCUCAUGUUCUCUCUUCCUCGUCCUGCUGGAG